Molecule: messenger RNA, 7733 nt
Organism: Harmonia axyridis
Lineage: Eukaryota; Metazoa; Arthropoda; Insecta; Coleoptera; Coccinellidae
Gene: DNApol-zeta
Product: DNA polymerase zeta catalytic subunit
Exons: 13
Coding region: 140-7081 (2313 amino acids)
Biological process (GO): error-prone translesion synthesis; double-strand break repair via homologous recombination
Cellular component (GO): zeta DNA polymerase complex; nucleus
Molecular function (GO): nucleotide binding; DNA-directed DNA polymerase activity; DNA binding
Source: RefSeq, a predicted model, not a curated record
UUUCAAAACUAUUAAACGAACAACCAACUCAAAAUUGAAUCGAGAUGUGAUUAUUAGAUAUAAUUACAUAUAUAUUAUUUAAAUACAUGUUCGAUUGAUUUUCCCAUAUCUUGUUUACGAUUUCUGUUUGUAUAUUAAUAUGAAUCCUGUUUUAGUUAGAAUAUUUGAUGUUGAUUUUUAUUUGAGUACUCCUGUUCCAAACCUAGAUGUUACUUUUUCACAGUUUAGAGGCUCAGCAACUCAUCAAGUACCCGUGAUUAGAAUAUUCGGGUCUACGGAUAUUGGGAAGAAAAUUUGUCUACAUGUUCAUGGAAUAUUUCCUUAUUUUUACAUACCCUAUGAUGGGAGCGAACCCGCAAAUGGCUUGAUGUACAAGAUAGCAUCUAAUUUAGAUAAAGCAAUAAAUGUAAGCCUCGGACAAACCUCUUCAAAUAAUCAACAUAUUUACAAGAUAAUUCUAGUUUCGGGAAUACCUUUUUAUGGAUACCAUUCAAAAAAACAUCAGUUUUUUAAAGUAUAUUUAUAUAACCCAAUGCUCAUAAAAAGGGUUAAUAAUCUUUUGUUUAAUGAAUCAAUACUGGGAAAAAUAUACCAACCUCAUGAAACACAUUUAAAUUUCACUCUACAAUUUAUGAUAGACUAUAACUUACAUGGUAUGAGCAAUAUAAUAUUAUCCCAAGUAAUAUUUAGGCAUAGUGAUGGAGUAAAAGAAGGAUUUAUAGAAGAAAAUUUAUCUAAAGUGAGCUCGUGUGAAUUAGAAGGCGAUACGUUAGGAGAAUAUAUAUUGAACAGACAAGAAAUAGAAUCAGGUAAUUUGGCCGCAAACCCUGGUAUUGCAGCUCUUUGGGAAGAUGAAAAACAAAGACGUAGAAAUAAAAAUGAAACUUCACAGCUUCCACAUUAUUUAUCAUUAUCUAAAACCGAUAUACUCCCCACAGAGUCACAUGAAUUAUUCAAAAGAGCAUUGCAAGAAAGAUUAGCAAUUCUUUCACAAGAUCUAGACAAAAACGAUUUCAAUCUGAGUGUAUAUCCUGCAGAAUGCCCUGGGAAUAAAUCUUUAAUGGAUUGUUCAAAUGUAGAUUAUAAUUCACCUCUCAACACUCAAUCUGAUUUAUCUUAUGAUUCAGAAUUUGAUCAAACCUUUAUGAAUGACACAUUGAAUUUAACAUUAGAUCAAGAUGUCCUAGAUUUGUUGGAUGUCUUAAAAGAUUUGGAACAGAAUGUUGAUGUAGAAGAAGAUAGCAUAUUAUCACAAAUUCCAAAGAAUGAACCAGAAGAUAUAGAAGAAGAUAAUGAUAUGAGUAUUUCUAUAGAUGGUUGUGAUAUUUUAAAUGAAACUUUCCAAUUUCCACAAAUUAGUGAAGAUAGUGAGAAUGUAGAGGAUAAGAAUCCAGAAAAAUGCUCCGAUAAUAAAGAAAAACUUCCGAGUAUUCCACAACUAGAUGGAAAUUGUUCUGAUUUUGAGGUGGAAGAUUCUUUGUGUACUCCACUUCAAAAAAGUUCUAAUAAUAAAAUGUUUGCUGCAUUGGAGUUUGAAAAAUUGAGAAGUUUCAGUACAGUUGAGGAAAAUAGUGGCAUCAUUUUACAUACAGCAGAAAGUAACAUUUCCUUGAACUAUUUGCCAGAUACAUCUGUCCAAUAUAAUUCAACUGCAAAUAAAGAAAUAGCUGAAAGUCUUGAAAAUAGACAAACUUUCCAACUGAAUAAUUCAAUAGUUUACGAGGUGAAAAUAUUGAAUGAAGAAAAUCCUGCAGAAUGCGCAUUAGAAUAUUGUCCCCAGAUAUGUCAUUUACAUCAUGAAUAUCAACAUGUGGAGCAAUCUGUGAAUAUGCUGUUACACCAUCCUAAAAUCAUAGAAGCUAGAAAAAUAAAUCAUAAUAUUAUUAGAUCCCUUAUUGGUAAACAACAUAACUAUUUUACAGCAAAUUCUAUUGGAGAACGAGUUGCUUUAAAGAAUUUAGAGAUGAGAAAAAAAAACAAAUUGACAAGUAUAUUGGAAUAUCCUUGUGAACUUGUGGUGUUAUGUAGCAGAUUGCAUUCAUUACGAAUAGCUGAAAAAAAAAGGGAUAUGCCAUCUCUGGAUAUCGAUUCUAAAAUUGAAACUUGUACAAUAGCGAACAUUGCUAGAUGGAAAAUGAUAAGAAAUUUCCCAGUGAACAAUAUUAGUAGCACCAAAAAAAAAUCAGUGAAAAAAAGCAUACAGAGAAAUAGAACCUCUCAAGGAAAAGGGGAAUUAUACAGAAACUACCAUAAGAGGAAGCUUUUAGUGAAGAAAUUGUGUGAGAAAUUUAAAAAAUGUUUUGAUAAGUUGAAUGAAGGAGCAAAGCCAUCUUUCAGAGUAAUUCCUGGUUGUAGACCGUACACAUUUCAAUCUAUGAAAAUAAAAAAAAUAAUGAGUAUACAAACUUUGGGUCAAUCUACACACAGUGUUCAGCUUAGUAGCAUGGUUAUUUCAAAUGGGAUAAUUCCUUCUAAUAUUGAAACAGAACAAAUUAACAAGAAUGUAGGUUGUGACCUUAAUGAGAAUGUAAAAUUAAGUAUAAAAGAACCAGUUCCAAUUUUGCGUAAAAGUGAGCGGAUAAAAAAGAAUAAGGAACAUUUAAAGAAUGAACUGCAAUCCGUACAUUCAACUAUAAAUGAUGUUAGUAAUAAGAAUUCAAGCAUAAAACAAAACAAAGUGAAAAAAUCUUCAUUGAAAAAAAGUGAAGAGAAAAUAGAUGAAAAAAACAAUGAAGUAAAUAUGUUAAAUUCCAACCAAGAAGACGACAUCAAUAAUAAUAAUAUUUCAAAAAAUAGUACUCUUCAGGCGCCUAUCAAAAAGAGUAUAGAAGAAAUAAUGAGGGCACAAAAAGAAAAUGAAGCAAUUUUUUUCCAAUCUGUUCAUUCCUUGAUGGAAAACUGUACCAUAAGUGAAAAUAAACUUUUACAAUCAACCAGCGGGAAUAAUAAGAAAGAUAUACUGUUCUUGGAUGGUGCCUUUGAUGAUUCAGACGAAGAUGAACAGAAAAAACGACAGAAUCGUAACAAGAAAGGAAAAUCAGCUUACUCAGCACUACCUAUAGUCAAGACUUCAGGGCGUACAACACCUGUUGCAAGGCAGAACGAUUCGAACAAGAAAACUGAAGCUGAACUUAUUGAAAAAACUGAAGUAAGGCAGAAUAUGAAAAAAAUUAAAAAAAGAUUGAAUUUCGAUUCAAGUUACGUUAUAGAUAACCAAAAUGAACAACAUCACACAGAACCACCUGCUCUUGAUAACAACAAUGACAAUCUAGAGGAAAAUUCUCGAAAUAUUCAUGCAGACUAUAAUAGUAUUAUUCAAGAAAGUGCUGCUUUCCUUGUAAAUGCUUUUGUUUCUCAUUAUCAACUAUCCGCUUCGGAAAUGUAUGAUCUUGUCAAUAAUUAUUAUCCGCAGCCUUGUUGUUCAAAGAAUAGUGAACCGUAUAUACAGAAUGAUGAAGGUUCUGCUACAAACAAAGGUGGAAGUGAAAGUGAAUUGGAUGAUGUAUGGUUAAGUACACCAGAAACAGACUUAGAACCUCAGAUUUCUCCUGAUAUUAAAGCAUCUGCAGAAGGUUCUACAGCAACUGAUGAUAACAUUCAAUCCUCUGGAUCUACCUCAGAUAUGUUCAGCAAUAACAGGGACAAAAAAAAAGGAACAACAAAAUUUUCAAAUGAUUUAAUUAACUUCAUACCUAUAUAUGGCGCCCCUACCAAAUUAGAUGUAAUGGAAAGUUUGUCAGAAUAUGGUAUACCUCUGAUAAGACCUCAAGAACCCUUCUACAGUAAUGUGGAAGACGCUAGUAAGUCUUUGGAAAUCGGUCAUAACCUUCUCAAAGUAAAAACUCUCACCACAAUUGAUGUCCCAGAUUUCCAAUCCAGUUUUGAAGGUUUAGAACAAUUCAGGCAAAAAUACUACCCCCAAAUUUUAGAUCAAAGGAAUAAGCAAAACCCAAGAUAUUUCUAUUGCGCUGAGGGCGAUUGCAUAUUGAGGCCAUCACAGAAACCUCCAACGAAAAAAGAAAUAGAGAAUUGGCUACAACAAAAUUCUGUCCCAAUUAAAGUUGUUGACGAAACAAAAACGAAAAAAAGCAAAAUAUAUUUCGCAUCCAGUCAAGACAUUUAUUCUGAUAAUGAUAUGUCGAUGGAUUUAACACUUACUUUGAGUCCUACUACACCUAAAACAGAAAGAAAAACUGAUACACCUGAAUCAAGCUUUACUUCAGUUCCAAAAGAAACUGACCUUGAUAGAGAAGCCUUUUCACCAACAUCCACUAAAUCUGAAGGGGGCAGCCCAAAAGGGACUAGACAUAGUGAAGACACCCCAGAAUCUAAUGUUGAUAGUGAUACAUCUUUGAAAGAUGAGAGCUUUGACCCAGAUGUAACAUUGACACCAAGAUCGAGUAGAUCUGGGGCAGAGAGUCCAGUUUUAUCUAGAGCCAAACAAAGAAAGAAACCUAGUUCAAUGACGCUCAGAAAAUCAGCACUUCUCUCAAACAGUUUAGAUCACUCAGGUGUUAUAUCAGGAGCUACCCUAAACAACACAUACGGGUUUCAAUGCUCUGUGCAAAACUAUCAAGCUGCUAGGGCCUCUGUAAAAUACGAAUAUCUCACAAUAUUAUCAAUGGAACUGCAUGUUAACACCAGAGGUGAUUUCAAACCAAACCCUCAGUAUGAUUCAAUCCAAGCUAUUUUUUACUGCAUUUCAAAUGAUGUAGAAGAAAACACAGUCAAACCAAGAAGUUGCGAAGGUAUAUUUGUUGUUGACUCAAAUCCUGUUGGUCAAACUAAAAGUUUCUCGUUUCUAGAUGGAACAGGAAUCUCCUGUGAUAUCGAAUAUGUCGAAAAUGAAUUAAAAUUAUUUGAGAAAUUCACUAAGUUUAUAAUCCAUUGGGAUCCAGAUAUAUUAUUAGGAUAUGAGAUUCAAAUGCUAUCUUGGGGUUACCUAAUUGAACGGUGCUUCCAUUUAGGAAUCAAUAUCAUUCCAGAUAUUUCAAGGGUCAAGGAUAAACAUCUAAAAUUCAAUGAAAAAGAAACAGGAGAUUUGCGAAUUAGUGGAAGAGUAGUUUUGGAUCUUUGGAGAUUGUUGAGGCAUGAAAUUGCCCUUCAAAGUUAUACUAUACAAAGUACAGUUUACGAAAUCCUUCAAAGACGUAUACCUAGUUACACUUUUAAAGACUUAACAAGUUGGUGGAGCCACCAAAGUUCUUUAUUCAGGCAUAGAACUGUCAAUUAUUACAUGACUUGUGUUAGAUGUCAAUUGAAAAUACUCGAACAACUUGAUUUUGUAGGACGAACAAGUGAACUUGCUAGAUUGUUCGGAAUACAGUUCUACGAAGUAUUAUCCAGAGGUUCCCAAUUCAGAGUCGAGUCAAUGAUGUUGCGACUCGCUAAACCUUUGAACUACGUUGCUGUUUCGCCCAGCGUCCAACAGAGGGCGAAAAUGAAGGCUCCAGAGCAUAUUGCUUUAGUAUUGGAGCCUGAAUCUAAGCUUUAUACAGAUCCUGUGAUAGUACUUGACUUUCAGAGUCUUUAUCCUUCCAUCAUCAUUGCUUAUAAUUAUUGUUUUUCUACUUGUGUUGGUAGAGUGGACUCACUUGGUAAAAAUACGCCUUUUGAAUUUGGUGCAACGAAUCUCAGAGUAUCGAAGGAUCGGAUUAAGUAUUUAUUUCAAAGGAAUCUCUUAAAUUUUUCACCUUGUGGAGUAGCAUUUGUUAACAAGAGUGUAAGAGAUGGUAUCAUGCCUAGAAUGUUGAGAGAAAUCUUGGAUACAAGACUGAUGGUGAAAAAAUCAAUGAAAGAGAAUAAAGACGAUGCAGUGCUACAAAAAGUUCUCCACAGUCGACAACUAGGUUUGAAGUUGAUAGCUAAUGUCACUUAUGGUUAUACAGCUGCGAAUUUCAGUGGACGUAUGCCUUCCGUUGAACUCGGUGACAGUAUUGUCAGUAAAGCGAGGGAAACACUUCAAAGGACGAUUUCAUUGGUGGAUAAUAAUAAAAAGUGGGGUGUUAGAGUAGUGUAUGGUGACACAGAUUCACUAUUUGUUCUUUGUCCGGGCAAAUCUAGGACUGAAGCUUUCGCCAUUGGCGAAGAAAUAGUGGAAGCCGUAGGUAAAGAAAAUCCCGAUCCUGUGAAGUUAAAAUUAGAGAAGGUAUACCAGCCUUGCAUUCUCCAAACUAAAAAGAGGUAUGUUGGUUAUAUGUACGAAAGUCCAGAACAGAAAGUACCCACUUAUGAUGCUAAAGGUAUCGAAACUGUGAGAAGAGAUGGAUGUCCUGCUGUCUCUAAGAUGUUGGAGAAAACUUUACGUAUCCUGUUUGAGUCUAAGGAUGUGAGUAAAGUCAAGGCAUAUUGUGUGAAGCAAUUCAAUAAAAUCAUCUUGGGCCGCAUUAGCUUGAAAGAACUUACUUUUGCCAAGGAAUUCAGAGGCCUUACUGGAUAUAGGCCAGGAGCUUGUGUACCUUCUCUUGAAUUAGCCAAGAAAUGGGUAGCAGUUGAUAAAAGGGCAGAACCUAGAAGAGGUGAACGUGUACCGUAUGUGAUAAUAAAUGGUCCACCAGGCUUACCACUAAUUCGAAUGGUGAGAAGCCCUCACGAGUUGCUCAAAGACCCUGCUUUGAAACCAAACGCCCUCUAUUAUAUCACUAGAGUCAUCAUUCCACCAUUGAACAGAUGCUUCAACCUUAUCGGCGUUGACAUGCAGCACUGGUUCCUUCAGAUGCCAAGGAAACACUUACAAUACUUACCAACUGCAACAUCUCCGACAAAAAAAUCAACAAUCUCUCAAUAUUUUGUUUCUACUUUAUGUGCAAUUUGUGGAGUCCAAACACAAUAUGGUUUAUGUAAUGAUUGCCAAAAAAAGCCCCAACAAACAGUUACUAUUUUGAAUGAAAGAGCUCGGCAGUGGGAAGCAUCUUACAACAACUGCAAAUUGAUUUGUUCUUCUUGUACCCAAAUUUUAGAAGAUACAAAGUGUAUAUCUCUGGAUUGUCCUGUUCUUUAUCGUUUGAAUCAAACCAAUCGAGAUCUUCAACAAGCUGACCAUAUUCGACAUCUUCUGUCUCAAUAUUUUGAGAUAUUCUGAAAUUCCUUCGGUUGCUAAAACUAUGUGAUACUGAUGAACAGCCUGACUCUCAUGUGCCUAAGUAUUAGUUUUGAAAUUAUCAGAAUUUUCCUCUUGAAAAUCUAGUCCAAGUUGAAUGUGUUGUCAUUGUUGUUCUUUAAAAUUCUAUAUUGUAUUUUAGUUAUCUAUAAAUGUGAGUUAGAUGAGAAAUUUAUAAUAAUGUUUCUUAUUUUUAUUUCUUUUAGGAUUUUUAUCCUUCACAUUUAGAAUUAUUUUUGAUUUAUUAGAAUUUUUUUUCAUGUUUCAGUUUUAUAUAUAUUUUUUUUUUUUUUUGAUGAAGUUGUUGUUUCGAUAAAUUUUUAAGUAAAACUGUAUUGCAAAGUGUCCUAUAGAAAUUAAGACAUUUUUUAAUGUUUAAAUUUUAUGUUCCUUUUUUUGAUAAAGUUAUUGUUUCGAUUAAUAUUUAAGUCAAACCAUACCGCAGAGUCUUAUGGAAAUUAAGAAAUUUUGUAAUGUUUCAGUUUUAUAUGUUUUUUUUUUGAUAAAGCUGUUGUUGAGAUUAAUAUUUAAGUCAAACCAUACUGAAGUGUCCUUGAAAUUAAGAAAUAUUUUUUGUCUGUGAUACUUUUGAUAUGAAGUAAUAUUUUGUUACAUAAAUAAUAAAUAUUUUUUU